Messenger RNA from Grammomys surdaster, 3425 nucleotides. It is a transcript of the gene Fignl2, whose product is annotated as fidgetin like 2. The transcript is spliced from 2 exons. The record is from RefSeq and is a predicted model, not a curated record. Lineage: Eukaryota; Metazoa; Chordata; Mammalia; Rodentia; Muridae. Bases 459 to 2561 code for a protein of 700 amino acids. Gene Ontology annotation, molecular function: microtubule severing ATPase activity; ATP binding; ATP hydrolysis activity.
UUGAAGACAUGAGAGAAUUCACGCACAAGGGGGAAGGACCUGGUGCACAGCAGUUAGGUUGGACCAGAUCCUGUGCCUGCUCAGGACGGCUGUGCUUGGUCAGGAUGGGAAUGUACUGAGGUGGGUAGACCGGCAGGCUUUUGGUUACAAGGUGUAUACAGAUGCAGAUAAAAGUGAGAACAGGGGCAGUGGCUUUGCCUUUCUUUUUUCCUGGCUAAAGUGGAGCGCACACGACCUAAAAUGUCUGAGGAGACCAGCUGGUGAAUGAGUAGAAUGAAUAGGUACCAUGUCAAGCACGGGGUGUCCUCUAAAGAGGGCUGAUUCCUGCAGAGAAAAUCGAGAAUCAGGCUGGGAGAACAGGUCAAAGUGAUCAUGGGCCCUUGGGGUCCAGAGUCUGAUGAGUGAUCCCCAGUGCUGGUGGAGGACUGAGGUGAAGACUGCCAGGCCAAGGCCUGACAAUGAGAAGAGACAAUACCCAUAAGGGAGUCGAAGCUCAUGGGAACAAGCUCAGGCCUGGGCCUUUAUUGUGCCCUUCUUCCCCUGCAGGGUUUGUGUACUCAAGGGAGACGCAAGGGUCCUCAAGGUCACAGGUCUUUGCUCUGAGCCAGAACACAGCUCUGUUGAAGAUGCACUGGACACCGGAACACGCCCAGCCCCUCAACCAGUGGCCAGAGCAGCACCUGGACGUCUCCUCCACCACCCCAUCGCCCGCCCACAAGUUGGAGCUGCCUCCAGGGGGUCGCCAGCGCUGCCACUACGCUUGGGCACACGACGACAUUUCCGCCCUCACAGCCUCCAACCUCCUCAAGCGCUACGCCGAGAAGUACUCCGGAGUCUUGGACUCGCCCUACGAGCGGCCGGGUCUGGGCAGCUACGGUGACGCCGCCUUCCUCAACGGUGCCAAAGGGGACCCGGAGCCCUGGCCCGGGCCGGAGCCACCUUACCCUCUAGCCUCGCUCCACGAAGGCCUCCCGGGAGCCAAACCGGCCGGCGCCGGAGGCUCCGCGGGCCUCGGGGGCUCCCCGGUGGUAGCCGGGAACUUGACCGAGCCGCUCUACACGGGCAACGCGUGCGGGGGCCCGGCGGCGGCCACCGAGUACGCAGGGGGCUACGGAGGCGGGUACCUGGCGCCCGGCUACUGCGCGCAGACGAGCGCCGCGCUCGCCCCGCCGCCUCCGGCCGCGCUGCUGCAGCCAGCGCCGCCGCCCGGCUACGGGCCCUCGGCGCCGCUCUACAACUACCCCGGGGCCGGCUACGCGGCGCAGCCCGGCUACGGGGCGCUCCCGCCGCCCGCCGCGCCUCCAGCGCCCUACCUGCCUUCCGGGCUGGCGGCGCCCACGCCCCUGCCCGCGCCCGCGCCGCCCCGGCCCGCGCCCUACGGCUUCCCCGCGGCCGCCGAGGGCGUGUCGCUGAAGCGCAAAGCGGCGGACGAGGGCGCGGAGGCUCGCUACCGCAAGUACGCGUACGAGCCCAAGGCUCCCGCGGCCGACGGCGCCGCCUACCCCGCCGCGGACGACGAGUGUCGGGGCAACGGGUUCCGCGCGAAGCCACCCGGGGCGACGGAGGAUGGGACCGGCAAGUACGGCGCCGGCGGCCCUCUCAAGGUGCUGGGCUCCCCCGCCUACGCCCCGCAGCUCGAUCCCUUUGACAAGUUCCCGGAGCGGGUCCCGACCGCCCACGGAGGCUUCGCCGAGCCGUCUGGGGAGCCCACCAAGGGCGUGGACCCGGGGGCGCUGGAGCUGGUGAGCAGCAAGAUGGUGGACUGCGGGCCCCCCGUGCAGUGGGCAGACGUGGCGGGCCAGGGCGCGCUCAAGGCGGCGCUGGAGGAGGAGCUGCUGUGGCCCUUGCUGAGGCCGCCCGCCUGCCCCGGCAGCGCGCGCCCGCCGCGGACCGUGCUGCUCUUCGGGCCCCGCGGCUGCGGCAAGGCGCUGUUGGGGCGCUGCCUCGCCACCCGGCUGGGGGCCACGCUGCUGCGCCUGCGCGGAGCCGGCCUGGCGGCCUCGGGCGCCGUCGAGGGCGCGCGCCUCCUGCAGGCGGCCUUUGCGGCUGCGCGCUGCCGCCCGCCCGCCGUGCUGCUCAUCAGCGAGCUGGACGCGCUGCUGCCGGCGCGGGACGACGGCGCGUCGCUGCGGGCGCCUCUGCUGGCCUGCCUGGAUGGCGGCUGCGGCGCGCGCGCCGACGGCGUGCUGGUGGUGGGUACCACCUCGCGGCCGGCGGCCCUGGACGAGGCCAGCCGCCGGCGGUUCGCGCUGCGCUUCUACGUAACGCUGCCCGACGGCGCGGCGCGCGGGCAGAUCCUGCAGAGGGCGCUGGCUCAGCAGGGCUGUGCGCUGAGCGAGCGGGAGCUGGCAGCCCUGGUGCAGGGCACCCAGGGCUUCUCUGGGGGCGAGCUGGGGCAGCUGUGCCAGCAGGCAGCGGCCGAGGCGGGUCUCUCCGGACUGCAGAGGCCCCUCUCCUACAAAGACCUGGAGGCUGCUCUAACCAAGGUGGGCCCUCGGGCUUCCCCAAAGGAGCUGGACUCGUUAGUUGAGUGGGACAAAAUGUAUGGCUCCGGACACUGAGGGUGGCAGAGGAGGCCAACUCUGGCUAGGAGGAGGAUGUCUUUGGCCAAAGGAGUGAUGAAUGUGGGGCGGGAGAGGUAAGGCUCUCCCGGUGGUUUUUUUUUUUUUUUUUUAAUGGGAAGGAAAAUGCUUCUGCCAGGCAGAUCGAUGCCAUACGCACCGGUGUACUCAGGUUUUUUUCUAUUUAUUGUGGACGGGAAGUUUGCCAUCUUCGCUCGGCAGACCGGGCACACCCGACAUGAGUUGGCACCAGGGCCUAAGGAACGCCUACUCUCUCUCCGUCACCUUUGUCUCUUGUCCUCUGAGUGACACCUUCCUUUCCUAUUCUACUUUCUCAAUAUUGGCUUAGUUUUCUCCUCAGGGUUUUGUCACUGGCCCCUCCCCAAGCUGUCUCUGUUCCUUUUCAGCUCCUCCUUCCGGUCCCCAUCUAUCUCCCUCUGUGCUUCUGUCUCUGUCGAUCGCCCUGUGUCUCCCGGACUCUAUGCUUUAACCCACCCUCCCUCAUUGUUCUGAUUGACACUACAGCGACUCUUGGCGGAAGUUCUUUCGGCCCAGAGGCUGAGAAGGGUGUGUGGGGGGGGAGCAGGGAGCCCCAAGCCCCCUCUGUACCUUACCCACCUGAAAUCUUGGGGGCUUAGGGGUGGGACAAGGAUAAAAACCACCCAAAGAAAGUUUUUGUUUUGCUUUUUUGGUUUGUUCAUUUUUGAGGGGAAGUCCCAGAAAUGUAGGUUGCUUAAUAUUUUAGGCCUCUUAUUUUUGUAAGACGUGUAGGAUUUGCUGUUUUUCGUUUUAUUUUUGACAACUCAGGAAGAAACUGACCUCAGAAAGAAUGUUAGAGUCUGGCUGCUCUCUUGUUAGCCCUGC